GCUCGACUUGCUCGACCAAAUUUCUUAAGAGAAUACGUGUGUGAGAGAACGAAAUGAAUAUAGAGAGAGAGAGAGAUGACGAAUGAAAGAAAUGAGAAAUAAAAAAAAAGAAACAUAAUUUACAAUAAAUUAAAUUAUCUAAUAUGAUUUGGGAAAAAUAAAUAAAGCUUCAAUCCGAUCACGUGCGUAGCGUACGUUUAGCAGUACAAUUAUCCUUGAAAGUAAUCUACGAGUUAUACAAUUCGAAAGGUUUCGUAGCUUAAACUCGCUAAAGCUUUUCUCUCGUUUAUAUACUAUAUUUAUAAAUUUAAGUACUAUAUUUAUAAAUUUAACAAUUCUAAAGAAAGAAGAAUAAUUUUUGUAUUAACAUUUCGAAAAUGUAUGCAAAGUGAGACGAUUAUUCUUUAUUCGUAUUUUAUUAUAUAUUGAUCUAUAUUCAUUUUCUUUCUUUUUUUUUUUUUUUUUUUAAUGUACUAGUCAAACGUUGAGAAGAAUCGAAAAGUAAUGUGUAAAUGUUUUUAAUUAGUAUCGGUAUACAAUGAAAAGAAAAUGUUGUUCGAUCUAAGAGAUGUGAGCGUUGCCUUUUAUCACUUAUGCGAUUCGAUCAUGAUUCUAUUGCACGUGGAUCAUGAAUCAACGAUUGUUAAAUAUAUUUUCUAGCUUAUUAAAUCGAAUUAAAAGCGAGCGUAUAUUGUAAUCAUAUAUCGUAUAACCGUAGUCUUAUUAUAGUGCAUACGAAACUCGCUUCUAGUCGAGCAAAACUGAUCGAAUAUUAUCAAUUGAUCUCCUCGACUUAAUAAUAAUAAAAAAGAAAACAAAAUUAAUGAAAACAGAAAGAAUAAAAAAAUAUAUAUCGAAAGGGAGAAACAACUCGACAAAAAAGCGAAAACACGGAGCCAUAAAACUUCACGAUAAUUUUUUUUAGACGAGGUUACCGAUUUUUCUGUGCCAUCUGUACGAAAUAAAAUAAAAAGAAAUAACUCGUCGGAAUCGAUAAAAAAAAAGUAACAAUAACAACAAUGAUAAUACUAUAAUGAAUGAUGACGAUUACGAUUAUAAUUAUAAUUAUGACUAUAAUAAUAAUAAUAUAAUAAUAAUAAUAAUAAAAGUGUAAUAUUUUAGUUCGUAAGACUUUAAAAAAAGAAAAGUUUUAAUUGACGAGCGUAAAAACAUCCUACGACAGAUGCGACAAGGAAGAAGACAAAUUUUUCAAAAAAUUAUUAAUGAUUUAUGUAGACGUGUCUGUUAACGAUCGCGAUUGAAUAAAUUGAAAUUUUGAAUCGAUGGAUAAUCGGGCAUAAGCCUCUUCUCUGUAUCUGUGUACGUGUUGCUUAAAAUAAAAUGAAAUGUAUACUUCUGCUUAGUUCUUAAAAAAAAAAAAAAACUUCUUCUAAUCUAUUGUUACAAUUUAACAUUAGAUAAAAAGUUGAAUAGAAUUUGACGUCGAUAGAGAGAAUUCCUAUUUUAAAUCCAUAUCCUACGAAAAUAAUAGCAUUGUUCGCACGAAAUACCAUUCACGAUUGUAAUCCGAUAAAACCGAAAGCGUUCUUUCUCUUACGGUCGUUAAACUCGAGAGUGUAAUUUUCGAAGGAACUUCGAAAGUAGGAACUAAAUCGUGAACAGACUUUUAUUGAUUCGACGUUUGCUUCUAAUAAUGUUCAUAACAUCGUUCGAUAUGAAAUCAGCUUCAAAGCGAAAGGGAAAGCAAUUACGUGAAAUAGCCGUUAAUCCUUCGAAUAUCUAACUAUGACGUCAAUAUUGCGUUAUAAUAAUUUUCACGUAUUUAAUGGAGGUCGUUGGGGCUCUUUGGGGGCUUUCAUAUCGACAUGUUUAAUAAAAGCGAAGAAGUCUCUUUAAAAAUAUAAAAAGUACAAGUAUAAAAGUUCAAAAAGUCAAAAAAGGCCGGCGCAAUCGUUGCGUGUAACUAAUGAGCUUCUUUCUUUAACAACUUAAAUAGAUACUUUCUGUUCGAAAUUUGUUUAAUAAGAAAUCGGUAAAAGGAGUUUGCGCGAACUACCUAUAAUAUUUCUGUUUUUAGGUAAUACGCGGUCGUCGCUCAUACUUCCGGUGUCCUUCACAAGCUCGCGCGCGCGGAAGCAGGACUACGAAAGGCAGGAUUUAACCUGUGCGCGCACACCUGCCUCGCGAAACCAAACCACGCGCCAGUUAGUAUCUACAUUUCGUCUCGAAUAGAUCUCUCUUCCAUUUUUUUUUUCCCCACUAACACAAUUCGAUCCGAUUACGCGAUGAUAUUUCAUUGCAAACAAAAUAAUAGAUAAAAUGAACAAGACGAUUAUUAUUAUUUUCAUUUUAGAGAAGACUAUCAUCGAUGAAUCUCAAACAACGUGAUCGAUCGCAAAAAUAAAUAACUUCUUUCAGACUUUCCUCAACGUCCUACCGUCUCAUUCGCUAUUCUAUUAGACAUAUAGAUCAUGCUCCGGCAUGGCAGUAAAAUGCUUGGAAGGACCUUUCAUAUUCAGGCUCAACGAGAACGGUACAGGACCUCAUCUGCUCGUCCAGGUAUGCACGGAACGUGGAUGGAGGGAAUACGCGGUUGACAAUAAUGUAUUCAAAGAUCGAUGGAAUUUAUGGUGGCGGUCCGGUGGUUUUCCUUCGUCCCAUUAUAAACCAUUAUUUCCUUGGCAGUUCGUUAAUCGAAUACCAAAAGGAAACUCGAUCUGCAGGAAGGACAAUCUCGUGCGUCAUUUAAAAUGCAUGAAAAAGGGCCACGGUUCGAUUUACGACUUCAGUCCUGUAGGAUAUAAUUUGCCUUCGGAAUACACGAAACUCGCCGAAGAUUGUAGUCGUUACGAGAAGGAUGAUAGAGUGUGGAUUUGCAAGCCGGUUGGCCAAAGCCAAGGAAGAGGAAUAUUUCUUUUCCGUAAAUUAAGCGAUCUUUCGUACAACAAUUCCGCAAUUGUACAAAGAUACAUAGAAAAUCCUCUUCUCAUCGGUGGUUACAAAUUUGAUCUUCGUCUUUACGUCUGCGUACCUUCUUAUCGUCCUUUAACGAUAUAUCUUUACAAGGAAGGAAUAGCACGAUUUGCAACGGAAAAAUUUUCCUUGGAACGUUUGGACGAUCCUUUCCGUCACUUAACGAAUUUCUCUUUGAACAAGCUAGGUCCAGGAUAUUCGGAAAAAAAAGAACGCAUUGGUGCUGGUUGCAAGUGGACUUUGAGACAACUGAGACGAUACUUCGAGCAAGCUGGAUACUUUGAUUGGUUUCUUUGGCAAAGAAUAGCUUGUUUAGUGAGUUUAACGAUUAUUAGCCAAGCAGCUGGUAUACCAAGUUCGUCUAAUUGUUUCGAGUUCUUCGGCUUUGACGUGCUUAUUGAUGAAAAUUUAAAACCAUGGCUAUUAGAGGUAAACCUUAGUCCAGCUCUAAGCAACGAUUGUGAGAUCGAUUCAGAAGUGAAGAAACCAUUGUUACACGAUUUGUUCGAUCUGUUAGGACUUCCAGUUUGUAAUACUGGACUAUCGUUGUUUAAAAUUUGGUCUUACGAACGAGUCAACGAAGAAAACGCGUCUUCCAAAUUAUCCGCUAAUCGUUCGACGAAAAAGAAAUCUAAAUUUCAUCGCAACGGUGACACCAUCAUGAAUUUGUAUUCCGAAACAAGUUCUUCCUAUAAGGAAUCGUCUUCAGAAAUGUGUCCGACUUCCUGGUCUCGGUAUAAUCCUUUAUUGAUGGACAAAUGCAUUAGACGUGAUUUCAAAAGAAAUAACAUCAACGAUCAUUCAUCAUCGACUUCAAUAUGGGAUAAUGGUAAAGACUGGAACGUUCCUUGCGUUAGAGAAGGAGGAUGGGUUCGUAUUUGCCCAUUAACAAGAUUCAAACAUUCCAAGAAUGCUGAUUUUUCUCAACCGGAUGCGUCUCGUUCCAUUGAUAGAGAAAUCAAAGACACGAUUCUUUAUAUAAACAAGUAUUUAAAAGCUGCCAAAGAUAUUCAACGAGGAAAUGAAAAACAAAAAGACGACCAAUAUAAUACUCUUCUGCAAGCUUCACUUGAUUUAAAUGCAGAAAUUUGGCUGCCAGAAAAGUAGAACGUAAUUCAAUAUUUCUCUCUCGUUAAAGUCAUGAGUUAAGCAGCAGUAAACUGCUUUCAUCGAUCUAAAUCCUUUCUUGCGUGUGUUCAUUUUAAAAUUAGAUAUUUUUCUUUUUUUUUAAGAAAAUAAGAAAAUAUUAUAUAUACUAAAAUUGAAGAAAAUUCUAAUAUACAUCAUCUAAUACUUAAUUAAUAAUUUUAAUCUAUCUCUUCCUGUUAACGGCCAUAGCCGUGCUGAGAACACAAGAUCUCUUUCGAUCAUUAACGUUAAGCAACACUGGGCACGGUUAGUACUUGGAUGGGGAUGACCCGCUUGGGAACACCGUGUGCCGUUAACACUUUAAUCCGCCUGCAUAAUCACUGGGUGGAUUGUGAGUAGCUCGGUUUUGGUUAUGUUGCCGGUCCCAAGCCCGGAUAAAGGAUGAGGGUUGUGAUGAAAGAUUAGGUUAGCCCCCUGCCCGAUCUAAAAACCUAGAACAAGGCUCACAGAAUCCAACGAUUCGCCUGGCGAGUCGCGAUGAGGAACAGGCAAUUUGUGCCUAUAUUUGGAAGAAACAAGAAAGGAGGAAGAAGAAGAAGAGGAAAUAAGAAGAAAAUCUAUCUUCUAAAGCUAUUAAAACUACAUAUUGAAAAUUUUGAAAUCACACACAGAUAUACAGGCUGCCGAAAGUGGCAAAAACAGGAAAGAUAGGAACAAGACCACCGGGAAGACCUCUAAAACGGUGGUAUAAAAGAUGGACAUCGUCGUCACAGGAAGAACAAACGCCAUGAAGAUGACUAUAUAGCUAAAAUAUAACAGCUGGAGAAAGCUACAAAGCUUUGACACACUUGACGCACACUUGACACUCUUGUCCCUUGGUAAACUGAUAUAUGCCUUCAGACUUUUACCAAUGAU
Molecule: messenger RNA, 4938 nt
Organism: Polistes dominula (European paper wasp)
Lineage: Eukaryota; Metazoa; Arthropoda; Insecta; Hymenoptera; Vespidae
Product: putative tubulin polyglutamylase TTLL2
Biological process (GO): microtubule cytoskeleton organization; protein polyglutamylation
Cellular component (GO): ciliary basal body
Molecular function (GO): tubulin binding; tubulin-glutamic acid ligase activity
Source: RefSeq, a predicted model, not a curated record